CAUGAAGCUAUUCUAGUGUGAGUCUGCAAUAAUCUAGAAAGUCAAGUUGAGAAUAAGGAUAAGAGCCAUAUGGUAAUAUGUUCCAAUAAGUGUUCAAAUCAAAGAGAUCAGGCAAGAUUCUUCAUACCAUUUUUCGUGAACCUCUCAUCUGCCACAAAUGCGAAUAACUUUUAUGAUCCUCUCAUACGAGUUUUCAGAAGUUAUUCAAAAUUCUUAAAAAGCAAACUCACUCGCUGUCUUCUCGGAAAGGACUUUAAACCGUAGGCCCAGUGUACGCAUUUGACUCGUGUGCACUUUAAAGAACCCAGUACAUCCUUCGAGAAAAGAAGAGGGUUACCCCGGUGUACUGGCCCAUUCAGUCCCCUGUCGUUUAAUAGAUAUGCCACAUAGGAUAGUGUUUAAGUUCACUAAUUGGCAUAUCUUUGGGGCUUGUGCAUAAAAAAAUGAAAUGCAAUGAAAUCCAUGUUCUCUUCCUCACCAAAUUUUUAAUUUCUAUUUCCUUUAUUUUACGCCGGGCACUCACUGCAUCGUACAACGAUCGUACGACGAAUCCAACUUCGCUCCCUGUAAGCGCUAGAUGAUGCAACGCCAGCUGAUGAUUGUCAAUGGCAGUCUGAACUGAUCAUGAAUUCAAAACCGUUGUGCACGCACCAAAGCAUUUUGUUCUCCAUAGAAUGGCAUCGGCCGACGACAGUCGUGCUCAUUGUGUGAUCAAGGAAAACGGAUGGAUGCUAUUGUGACGUUAACCAGAGCAGUUGAUGCCAAAGAGAACAUUGGAGACAUGCAGUUUCCUAGCAACAAGCCCAAGACCUCGCAGUACAUGUUUACCAAACCUGAGGCGAGCGUAACUGGUGAUUUUUCACAGGGUAAAUUAAUCCACCACCCUUCAACAGACCAGAGCUUGCAGAUGACCCAAGGUCAACUUAUGAAAGAGAUUGAUGAUCUGGAGAAUGAACUCAGUGACUUGAAUGACAAACUAAACAAACAGAAACGUUACUGUGAAAGCAAUUCUCGUCGAGGUUCCAACGUAAUCAAGAGGAGUAGUGAAUACCAAACAGAUGUUUAUAAAGUUCGCAACGAGAUGCGCAAAAUUGAGAUGAUCAUCAAGACAAAACAGUCUCAGUUGGAGCUCUUUUCCUCUGAAGGGGUAGCCAUCAAAUCAGUCAACGGAAUCCAAAAAAAUGAUUACAUUCGCAAAAGUUCUAACCACAUCAGUAAAAUGCAGAAUGACCUUAUACGUAAAGAGUUUGAAGUGACCUGUAAAGAAGUUGAAGAUUUCACGAAUCGGGAACCGGAUUACCUACGAGAUGACUUCAAACACAUCAAGAGAGAAAACGGACGGAGCAAAAGAGAGCCUGAACAAAUGCGCAAUGAAGUAAACGACGUAAAGAAAGAUGGUGUCAAUGGACAGAUUAUAGAUUAUGGUGUAAGGCGUAACAGUGUUGGUGUGAGAAAAGAAAAGGAGAAAAAGGAAAAAGAGACUGAAAUUAAGAAAAGUGAGAAAGAUGCUGAGAAUCGGAAGACUGAUAAAGAUGAGUCUGUGAAGAAGGAAGAGAGUACAGAGGAUCAAAGUUCGUCCCAGUCUAAAAGUUCUUUUGAGCGUGCAUUAUCAGAAUCGAAGGAUGCAGUAGCGGAACUUCUUGAGAAAGGUGGUAGGCAGCAUGUUUUUCAGGAUUACAACUUCAAGAAACCGACAUUUUGCGAUCAGUGCCGUGGACUCUUAAGAGGUUUGAUCAAGCAAGGAUUGAGGUGCAAGCUGUGUAAAGUCUCAGUGCAUCAUAAGUGCCACCGAUCCGUGCCUGCGUGCCGGGGGGCUCCGCAAGAGCGUCGGCAGAAAUUUAAGCUGUUUCGAAAGCAUUCUAGUCUGUCGGAAGUGGAGACUGACGUCGAAAAGAAAUCUUGGUCUGAGAAACGCAAGCUCUUGCGGAGGCAGAAGAGUUCGUCAGAGGUGGAAGGACCACGAGAUGAGACUCCGCGUAUCGAAAUUGACCCUGUGUACGAGGCCAUCAAAUCUGCAUCAAGAAUGUCAGUACGCAACCACGAUGGAUCCAGCAGUAGCCGACGAAAAUCGUCAUCUAGCCCAACCAGUCCAAAUCAUCGCCACACCACAAGCUCACCCGGUGAGCUUCUUGAUUACUCCAAUGCGGACAGUAGUAGUCGGGAUUCACUAAGCCCAGGACGCUCCGGAGGAGCAACCCCAAAAUCAGCACCUCAUAGUCCAGCCUCGUCCAGACGUAAAUUGUUGAAAAGUUACGGGAAAAGCAUGUCUUUAGAUGCGGAACCUCAAGCUGCUGCAAGAGGAGGCAGUUUCUAUGGUUACAGACCCCGUAGACAACAGUCAGACAUUGAACAGCUUGAGGAGUCUGAUUCCGAGUCCUAUAUCAGAAGCUCUCCUAUUGGUCAGGUCGUUUCAGGCUCGUUCCGUGACCUAAAGAGUGAACGAGAUGCAGGAAGCUCAAGUUUAUCAACUGGCCGCUAUGAUGGCUCCAAUAGAACACUAAGCAAGUCACCGAGUAGUUCCACAAAUGUGUCUUCCAAGGAUUUAAUGUCUUCAAGCCAGCCUGUGGCAACGGAGUGCAUUGCUUUGUAUAAUUUUGAAGGAUCCGUGCCAGAGGAUCUCACAUUCUCAGCUGGAGACAAGGUCUAUUUGUUAGAUUCUUCAAGUUCAGAAUGGUGGAAGGGUGAGUUGGAUAAUAAAGUUGGAUUUUUCCCUGCAUUUUGUGUCGAGCCGAUCCAGCGUUGGGAGCGGGCACUGAGGGUGACUAGGUCACAUAAGGGAAGUCUUGAACAGCCAGACGGAUUAAACCUGAGACGUGAUCAGAUUGUAAUUCAGAUGUCUAACGUGGAAUCAGGCUGGGUUACGGUUCGCAUGGGAAAGGGGAAACGUGGUUCCUACCCUUACUGCUACCUCGCACCUAUCCACCACAAGUACUUUCAAUGGGGUGAUGAAAUAUACAAAUGAAGCUGCUUUUGCUAAAUUAUUAUGCAUAAUUUUUUGGUGCUAAGUGCUCUCCAAUAGGAAACAUGUUUUCAAAUGCAUACAUAACUUCAAACGAGGAGUAAAGUUUAACGCAGCGGACCGAAGGAAUAUCUGCCAUGCAUGAAAUUUCCAUGUCUUUGAGUAACGACUCAGUUGAAAAGCAAAGGAUUGGACUUGAGAGAUACAGGAUGCAAAAUUGAAUGAAUAACUGAAGAUUAAAAGAGAGAAUUUAAGAACAGUUUUUUUUAAAGCAAGGCUUGUUUGAGGAUCUGUCGUCGAGAAGAUGAUGAAUCUGAACAUUGAUUGCUAGAGAAGUUGACUUUUACAUUUAUCUGCAGAGAUUUUUUCAGUGAGAUACGCAAGUUUCAGAGUUAGAGGUGCCAUGGCCAGUUGGAUUUUUAUUGUUAUCAAUCUAUUUGACAACUUUCUAUUUGUACAUUGCCCUGUGACCGUGCCACGACUAUUUCCAGUGAUUGUGGCGCUUCUUUGUCUUGUGGUUAUGGCGCUACGUUGCCUGUGGUUGCGAUGCUACUUUACCACAUCUAUGCCUGUUAUGGCAUUAUUUUUCCUGUGUGACACCACAUUGCCUACAAUUGUGGCACAACGUUACCCAGAAUGUAGCAGUGCGUUGCCUAUGACAGAAGCGCUGCAUUGCCCAUGGUGGUGGUGCUAUUUGUCUGUCAGUGUGACGAUAUUGCUGAUAUUGUGGCACUGUUUUGAUGUAUGCUUUGUAGUAGUGAUUAGUAGGGUUGCCUUCAGUCUUUGUAUUUUAUGAUAGUAAAGUUGAAAUUGUAGCUCAUUUAAUAUAGAUAAAUCAUAUCAGACUUUGACAAUAUUGUAAAAUACAAGGUAAAAAGAGAAGAAAAAAUAUAUAAAAUUACAUUUGACGAGAAAAAAUGGUUUGAGAAUCGGUAUGUCGUUGAUCGACUGUUUAUCUGAUGAAACCAUUGUAACACAUUCUAUUUUGAGUAUAAAACAAAUUUGGUACAACUCUGCAGGUGCAGCGAUUAUUCUGUAAAUAUAUUAAAUAAAUAUAUAUAUAUAUUACACGAUAUAUAUCUAGCAAAUGUCAGUUAUCAAUUUUUCUUAACUGUGUUUUGAGAUUUUGAAUAUUGGAACUAGAAAACAGUUAAAUCAUGGUGACACGUUCUUCAGAAUAUAUUCUUCUCAGGAAUUGCUAAAUAAACCACCAUUCUAAGAGAAAUUGUAGCUAUCAAAAUGAUAAAUUUUAAAAAAUAUAAUUACAUUUGUAUUUUGGACCUCAUGAAAUUUUGGUUGUUUGAUUGAAGAGUAAACCUGUGCAGAAUUUUCUGAAUGACAAUGUAUUGGUACAAUGUGGGCUGGAUUUCCAAGACCGAAAGCAUUAAUUAAAGUAUCCAAUUUAAAGUUUUUCAGUUAAAAAACAUAUAUUAGUUUGAUUUCAUUGCAGAACUUAAAGAUAACAGAUUUUAGGUUUUUCUGAUGCACUAACAUUCCAAGCAUUAAAAUGUGUCUAUUCCAUAAAUUUGUAUUUUAAUAAAUAGUGCAUUAGACUCAUUAGACUUUACUUUUUAAUUCAAUCCCAAAUAUUAUGAUAAUAUUACAUAUCAUGGAUGAUUGAUACAAAAUUUGUGGUCUAUGUUAAUAGCACACUUGGACAAGGUUUAUGAUCCACAUUGCCCCUCUUCACCCAGGAGUAAAUAUCUUUUAGAAAUCAAUUUUACAAUAUAUUGAUUCAAUAACUUUGUGGAAUGAUUUAAUAUGGACCUCAGUUUUCCUGGGUUUUUUGUAACUUUUUUUGAGUAUAGUAAGUGCUUGUUGUUUCACUAUAUAUAUUUAAUAAUAUAUCUUUCUAUAAAAUAUAUCUAUAUUAACAUAACUUUCAGUUUGCUUUAAAUAUUGUCUCACAAUUAUGAUUUUUUUAUACAGUGACUGGGCUGUAGUCUUAUAUAUUAUUAUGUUAAAUAAUUUGUUAUAUUUAAAAUUGAUUUUGUACAACAGUAUAGGUAAUUUAAUUGACGUGACUGUUUCCAAGAGAAAAUUGAGUAUUGGAUUAAUUUAAUUGCAACAGUUAUUUUGACAAGCUACAACAUAGUGUAAAUCUAUCAAUAAAACUAAGGAUUUUAAGGAAAUUUGCAGAAUUUUUUAAAGAAAUUUAUUCAUGAAUUUAUCCAUAUGCAAGGAACCAUAUUUAUGGUAAAGAAAAUAAAGUUGUUUACAUGAUUACCAAAAUGUAUCUUAGUCAAAUUCAUAUCUUCCUAUCAACCUGGCUUGAAUCCGAGCUUGUAGACAGCAGAGUGGAUGGUUGUAGUCAUGUUGCUAUCUACAUCCUGAAUUAUGAGAAUGUAGCUUUAGUAAUCAGCCCCAAAGCUUCAUUACAUUUUCUGAUGUUUGUUCUUAAGAAAAUUACAGUCAUUCUAUGGUUAUAAACCAUAAUCAUAUGUUGAUGCUACAAAUUGAUCAGUUUACUGAGUAGGCAGUGAUUUUAUUAAAGACUACAGCAAGUGAGAAGUGGCAGAACAUAGAUUUGCCCAAACAUGAUUGGGUAAAACAAUUCCCGGCCAAUACCAACAGGGCUAGAGGGCUGGACAUUGUGUGGGGCUAGCAGUGAAGCCCCCUGGCGUCUAGAAAACAUUUUAUAACAUUCUGAGAUGUUUUUUUUUAUCCAAGUUGUUACUGACAGCAGACUAAGCUUGUCUGAAAGGGAGGUUAGGGGGCUGGGUGAUGGCCCCUUACAUGACCAUGUGGUAUAUAUCCAACUGCAGCUGUUACCUGCAUGGGUGAUAUUUCCCCUAUCAUUACACUCUAUAAGUGAUAGUCUUUUUUGAAAGGCAUUUAUCGAUAUAAACAAAAUUGCCAGGAGACUAUACAUCUACGUUUUGUAUUACUCAGGGGCCCUAAGUAUAACCAGAGCUUACCAGCCACUUUUCUGUUUUUUGUUUUUUUUGGUUUUUUUUGCAAUAUACUGUAAAUUAUAUAACUUAACAAAAUAUUAUUAUUUAUUAUACACAUAAACCCUAUAUUUAGGCGAUAAUAUGUGUGUUUAUGUUAUACAUAAAAUAUAUAAGAUAUGAUUGAAGUGUGGGACAAUAUGCAAUUUUAUUUGUUUAGCAAUAUGAUCGGCAUAUACGCAGGCAUACAAACCAGGGAAGGCUCUGACCCCAUCUGGAGAAAAUCAGGGGGCAGAUCUAGUAGGGGGAACGUUCCCCCUUUUCGCCACUAAAUUUUAAAAUUUCAAUGCAUAUAUUGAAUUUAGCGCUAUUCACUUAUCUGUUUUCAGUAUGUUGUGCCCCCUGUUUGAAAAAUUCUGGAACCGCCCCUUGAAAAUAGUUGUGAUUAAAAAUUAUGACUAAACUAAUUUUGCCUAAAUUAAGGUGCAAGCCCUUGGCAUUUUUGGCAGGAUCCACCAGGCCACCUAAGAGGGUGUUACCUCUGCCUACGAUCAUAAAUAGUUUGUUCUGAUUAUGACUAUAUAGUCUCAGUAUAAAUAAGAUUGCAUAAUUUUUUUAAUUUUAGUUUUCUAAAUAACCAAACAUUUAGAAUAUUAAUACAUUAUUAAACAUCUAUUUUAUGUAAAUGAAUAAAGGAGACAUAAAGUACGGGUUGUAAUUGGAAACAAUUCCACAUUGGUUUUCGUAAUCGAAAGGAACAUCAAUGCUAGUACUGAUGUAUGGUAGAACAGCAUGCUAAGAACAUUAAAAAAAAAUCUACAGUUCUGAUGUUCUGAAUAAAAAAUUGUACAGUAUAAAUUUAUACAGAUUGUAAGGAGUGAAUUUAAUGAUGAUUCUGUGAUAAUACAGUUAUUUUUUGUAAACAUUUUAAACUGUAUUUGAAUGAGAUGGUUUAGUGAAGGAAGAAAUGUGGUAAAUACAAGCCAAACCAGUCACUCCUCGCAAAUCCUGUUUCGGAAAUAAUGGCCAAAACAUGCUGGAAUGUCAAAAUGUUUGAAAUCUAUUUUAUUACACUGAACUAAACUUUACAUAUCUAUACAUCAUGCUAUGUUCUUAUUUGCUGUUCAAAACAGUUUUUAAUGAUUUGGUAAUGGUCUUUGCCUAAGAAAUGUCCGAAAUCGUAAACUUUGAAGGCCGAUUUCUCAAAUACUGUUCUUUAAAAAGCAGUUAAGUUUCAACUCCUGAAACUUCAUAAUGAGAUCAGAUUUAAACAAUUCCUUUACCACUUUAUAACUUAGAUUUUAACUGUAUUAACUAAAAAUCAAUUUUUUGCAAGGAGUGACUGGAUUGGCUUAUCUUUGCCACAUAUACUGUAAGGGUUGGCUCACAGAAUGCUAUGAAUGCUUUAGAUACUGCAUAUCUAGAUGGUUUAUGCUGUCUCUGUGCUUUGAACAGAUAUACUAGUCUAUAUUUGCAAGGUUCUCGUAGCAAUGUAAAGUAAACGUUUUACUCCUACUGCGAAGUGUAGUGAAUUGGCCCACAGUAACGAAUCAAUGGAGUCUUUCUGCUUAUCAACCAUUGUGUUAUGUAUGUUACAAUUUUUUUUAAUAGAAAAUGAAUGAAAUUGAGUAAUUGAAAAAAGACACAAGGUAUGCGUAUGGGCCUUAAUCAUGCGCUAUUUGGAUCUAUGCACUUCAAAUUAUUGUAAUUAUACUGUUGUUGUAAUAAGAUGCAAGUGUGAUACUAUUUUGAAUAUUUGAAACUUAUAAUAAAUGUAUUUUGUUUUGCUUUCUAAUCAAGAAGAUUAAAGUAGACAUUGGACAACUGAUGUUUCUUCAUCUAGUAAAUUUCUACAAAUGUUUUAAUAUACAAAAUAUGUACAGAGAAUUGAAAUGAUACUUUUAAAUUGCCAGAUUCAAAUAAUAUCUUACCAUCUUCAGUGCUUUUAAUUUCAAUUUAUAUCGUAUUCAAUGAGGUGACGGCCUAUUUAUGCUUGGUUUACUAGAAUAAUAAUUUGGUCAGUGGUGUUUAGUGGCAUUUUGAGGGUCCUCCUCAGUGUAUAUCUUGAUAUGAGACCAUUGAGAGUUAAAAUUGUUGUUACAGAAUCUUUAUUUAAAAAAAGAUUUCUGAAAGGUAUGCCUGCAAGCACCCUGCAUAUAAAUGUUGAUAAUUGCAAGUUAAAAUAGGAAAACUUUUAAGAAUUGUGCAAUUAAAGACAUUUUGAGGAUAUGUGAAUCCUCAUACUUUAAAAUAGGAUGUCUUAUACCUCUCAUAUUCUUGCCGUGUACAUAACAGAGUGAACGCAAUAAAAACCUGCCAUAAAAUUUC
Anneissia japonica is the source of this 8178-nucleotide messenger RNA. Its product is annotated as SH3 and cysteine-rich domain-containing protein-like. The record is from RefSeq and is a predicted model, not a curated record. Gene Ontology annotation, cellular component: extrinsic component of cytoplasmic side of plasma membrane. Lineage: Eukaryota; Metazoa; Echinodermata; Crinoidea; Comatulida; Comatulidae. Gene Ontology annotation, biological process: skeletal muscle contraction; positive regulation of protein localization to plasma membrane; positive regulation of voltage-gated calcium channel activity. The coding region runs from base 725 to 2962 and encodes 745 amino acids. Gene Ontology annotation, molecular function: protein binding. The transcript has 19 exons.